AUGCUGUUAUUACCUUUGAUGAAUAUUAACAGAUUCACAAUCCUUCAUCAACAACAAAGACGGUUCAUAUUUCAAACAUUACCUGCUUCACGUCGUCUUUAUGACAUUUUGGAAAUACCCUUAGAUGCCGAUAAAAAAUUAGUCAAGUCACAACCGAAUGUUAGAAAACAUACACAUCAUAAUUUUCAUGAAUCUAAUUUUAGAAGAACUUCACGUACUGAUGAUACUCAUAAAACUAAUAAUAGUAAUACAUCAUCAUCGUCAUCAAAAGAUUUUAAAAAUAAAUUUAAUUUUCAAGAACAUUAUCAAAGACAUUAUAGUGAGGAAUUGAGAAGAGCAAAUUCAGAAUCUAGUAAAGAAAAAAAUCAAUCUUUGGAAAAUCAAUUAAAAAGUAGUCAUGGUAGAACUGUAUUAAGAAUUGUUUUAAUAGUUAGCACUCUAGUAUUAUUCGGAAGCAGUGGAGGAGGAAUCAUGAUUUAA
Molecule: messenger RNA, 480 nt
Organism: Entrophospora candida
Lineage: Eukaryota; Fungi; Glomeromycota; Glomeromycetes; Entrophosporales; Entrophosporaceae
Source: the annotation of a GenBank genome assembly